This is a messenger RNA of Vespa velutina, 1213 nucleotides long. RefSeq names its product endocuticle structural glycoprotein SgAbd-8 (gene Cpr49Ah). Gene Ontology annotation, cellular component: chitin-based extracellular matrix. Gene Ontology annotation, molecular function: structural constituent of chitin-based larval cuticle. Lineage: Eukaryota; Metazoa; Arthropoda; Insecta; Hymenoptera; Vespidae. The record is from RefSeq and is a predicted model, not a curated record. The transcript has 3 exons. The coding region runs from base 146 to 985 and encodes 279 amino acids.
AGGGGAUUUCUUUCCUCUACCUGGAUAGCACUCGAUUGUGUUCGGCUGCAAGUAUCAUCGUUCACUUAAACGAUACUCUUUGUGAAGCGCCAGUAACACUAUUCUUAUCCUUAAGUGUUCUUUUUCCAAACAUCGAUUCGGCACAAUGAAACGUCUGAUACUAGUCGUGGUCUUGGGUUUAGCAGUAGCCCAAGAUCCAAAUUAUCGCAGCAAUUACCAAGACGAUGAACGACAGAAUGCUGCUACCGAUGGAAGACGAGGUACAACGACAACGCCAAUUCCUAUUUUACAUUGGAACAAACAGCAGGAACAUGAUGGAACUUACAAGACCAGUUACGAAACCGGGAAUAAUAUCAUUGCCGAGGAGAGCGGUUACAUCAAAACAGUUGGUGAAGGUGCGGAGCAAGGUGAGGCAUUAGUACAACAAGGGAGUUAUUCCUACAUGAGUCCGGAGGGGCAGUUGAUCACCAUUCAUUAUACCGCGGACGAGACGGGCUUUCACGCGUCCGGCGAUCAUAUUCCCACGCCACCACCAGUCAGUGAAGAGAUUCAGAAAGGCCUCGACCUCAUCUUCGCAGGCAUUCGACAACAGGAGGUACAUAUAUACCAUCUAUAUACAUAUAUGCUACCUACGAUCUUUUAUUUCUUAUCGUCCCCAUCUAUCUACUUCUAUCUCUAUCUUUUCUCUCAUUCUCUCUCUCUUUCUCUUUCUUCUUUUUACCUACCCUGUUUCCUCGCGCAACAUCCUUCUUCCUAUCCCUUUCCAUCUCUAUCGUUCUGGAAGAACAAACUCUUGCGAAAACAACAACUUCGACGUUUCUUUUCUCUUUCGAUAUCUCGAUCUUUCGACUUAACAGGUCGUAACGCAACAUUUAAAUACAUUUCUACAUAUCUUUCUUUUUCUUUUUCUACGUUUAUAGGAAGCCGAAGCGCGAGAGGCUGCCUCGAAGAACCAACAGCAACCAUUGAGUCAACAAAUCGAUAGGAGGGACGAUUACGAUAAAAAGUUCCGACAAUAAGGACCAAAUAAUCUUCUCCUCCAACGUCCAGUAACCAGUUUUCAUUCGUACUCACCCAAUCAAGACAUACCGUUUCGUUUCUAGCGUGUUAUAUAGCAUGGCAUUUUUGCUAAGGCGUAGCGAUUAAGUCAUUAGAUCACGUAUUAAAACCCGUCCCUCUCAUCUCUAUCGAUAAUACACUCGAUUAUUACGUA